AUGAAGGCCAACGUGCUGCUGCUGGCCAUAGCUCUCGCCACGUUGCUACACUUGGCUUCGGCUCAGACAAAUUACAACUCAACAUGCAAUAACGCGUGCACUUUGUCGGGCAACAACACCAUCUACCUCAACUGCACAGGGCAAUGCGUGACUUGCCUCGCCAACGUUCCUUCCGGCUGUGUUCCCUACUUCAACCCCAUCUUCAACGGAGGCAAUCUUCAGAAGUGUGAGUGCAGUUUCUCCUGCCACGCGUCGCUGGAAUGGUGGCAGUGGAUGCUGGCGGGCUUUGCGAUCUUCUUUGCGUGCGCGAUGGUUGGCGCAUGCAUCAUGUACGGCACCAAGGGAGCACAGUAG
Closterium sp. NIES-65 is the source of this 354-nucleotide messenger RNA. NCBI's taxonomy places the organism in Eukaryota, Viridiplantae, Streptophyta, Zygnematophyceae, Desmidiales, Closteriaceae. The record is from the annotation of a GenBank genome assembly.